Phyllostomus hastatus (greater spear-nosed bat) is the source of this 414-nucleotide messenger RNA. It is a transcript of the gene APOC3, whose product is annotated as apolipoprotein C3. The transcript has 3 exons. Gene Ontology annotation, biological process: triglyceride homeostasis; negative regulation of triglyceride catabolic process; cholesterol homeostasis. Gene Ontology annotation, molecular function: lipase inhibitor activity; high-density lipoprotein particle receptor binding; phospholipid binding. Gene Ontology annotation, cellular component: intermediate-density lipoprotein particle; spherical high-density lipoprotein particle; very-low-density lipoprotein particle. NCBI's taxonomy places the organism in Eukaryota, Metazoa, Chordata, Mammalia, Chiroptera, Phyllostomidae. The record is from RefSeq and is a predicted model, not a curated record.
AUGCAGCCCUGGACCCUCCUCAUGGCUGCCCUCCUGGCUUCUGUCUGAGCUGUGGAGGCACAGGAUGCCUCCCUUUUGGGCUUCAUGCAUGGCUACGUGCAGCAAGCCAGCAAAAGAGCCCAGGACGCACUGACCAGUGUACAGGAGUCCCAAGUGGCCCAGCAGGCCAGGGGAUGGAUGACAGAUGGCUUCAGGUCCCCGAAAGAUGAUGGGAGUACACUUAUGGGCACGUUCUCCAGCUUCUGGGAUUCAACCCCCGAGGCCGCACCAGCAGCCUCAGACCUCAAGACCCUGAGUCUGUGUGUCCAUCCAUCCUACCAGCUCCUAAAGUUCACACGAGAGGGACAGCAUUCUGUGUCCUCCCAUCCCACCCCCAGACCUGGCCCACACCCAGGCAUGCUGUCCUCCCAAUAA